This is a messenger RNA of Acinonyx jubatus (cheetah), 10889 nucleotides long. RefSeq names its product striatin 3 (gene STRN3). The record is from RefSeq and is a predicted model, not a curated record. Gene Ontology annotation, cellular component: dendrite. The coding region runs from base 7511 to 9406 and encodes 631 amino acids. The transcript has 18 exons. Lineage: Eukaryota; Metazoa; Chordata; Mammalia; Carnivora; Felidae. Gene Ontology annotation, molecular function: protein-containing complex binding; calmodulin binding; protein phosphatase 2A binding.
UGAGCGGGGGAGGGGGGGGGAGACAGAGAGAGAGGGAGACACAGAAUCUGAAACAGGCUUCAGGCUCUGAGCUGUCAGCACACAGCCUCACGUGGGGCUCGAAGUCACGAAUGGUGAGAUCAUGAUCUGACUGAAGUCGGAUGCUUAACCGACUGAGCCACCCAGGUUCCCCUGAAAAAGUUUUAAUACUUAAAAAUGGUUAAGAUGGUAAAUACUGUGUUAUGCUUUUAAGCACAUUUUAUAAAAGUGUAUGAUUAAGUAGUGUUAAGUAUAUUCAUAUUGUUGUGAAACAGAUCUUCAGAACUUUUUCAUCUUGCAAAUCUGAAACAUUAAACCCAUUAAACAACAAUUCCUCCCCUUUUCCUGUUUAACCACCAUUCUACUUUCAGUUACUAUCCAUAUCACUACUUCCAUUUACCUCAUAAAUGUGAAAUCAUACAUAUUUGUCUUAAUAUGACUGCCUCAUUUCACAUGGUGUCCUGACAGUUCAUUUGUAUACCAUGUGGCAGGAUUUCUGUUUUAAGGCCAAAUAAUACUCCUUGGUAUGUAUAUGAAUUUUGUUUAUUCAUUCAUCAUCUGAUGGGCAGUUGGGUUUCUUCCACCUCUUGGUUUUUUCGUAUAGGGCUGCUAUGAAUAUGGGCAUGCAAAUGUCUCUUCAAGACCUGGCUUUUAAUCUUUUGGAUAUAUAUACUCAAGCGGAAUUUCUGGAUCAUAUUAAUAGCUAUAUUUUUAAUAUUUUGAGGAACUGUCACAGUAAUCCAUGCAGGUAAUGGUUAUAUCAUAAUCCAACCAACAGUGCACAGGAGUUGCAGAGUUUCUCCACAUCGUCACCAACACUUAUUGAUGAAUAUUUUGAACAAUUGUACAGAAAAACAUCAUUUAGCAUCGAGCUCCCAUAUGUGCUGUGCUCCCAACCCCCAAAACAGUUUUCCUCUCUUGUUAACAUCUUGCAUUACAGUGGUACCUUUGCUGCAAUUAACCAAUUUUGAUACAUUGUUAUUAUUAAAUCAUGUCCAUAGUUUAAUGUUCAUUUUGUGUUGUAUUGGUCAGUGGGUUUCAACAAAAACAUAAUGUUACGGAUUCAUCAUUACAGUAUCCUACAGAGCAGUUUCACCACCCUUAAAAUUUCCCUGUGCUUCUCCUGUUCAUCUUCCUCCAUACCCCUCAACACUUGGUAACCCCUGAUCUUUGAUACUUUUGCCUUUUCUGUAUGUCAUAGUUGGAAUCAUGCAGUAUGUGUAGCCUCCUCAGACUGACUUCUUUUCCUUUUUGAAAUAUGCACUUAAGGUUCCUUCAUGUCUUUUCAUGGCUUGGUAGCUCAUCUCUUUAUUGAUGAAUAAUAGUCCCUUGUAUGGAUGUGCUACAAUUUAUCCAUUACUUGUUGAAGGAUACUUGUUUGAUUCCAAGUUUGGGCAGUUAAGAAUAAAGCAGCAUUAAAUAUUCACGUAUAGAUUUCUGUGUGGACACAGAUUUUCAGCUAAUUUAGGUAAGUACCAAAGGAGCAUGACUGAUGGAUCUUUGAUAAGAGUACAUUUAGUUUGUAAUAACAAACUGCCAAACAGUUUUCUAAAGUUGCCAUUUUCAUUGGCAUUCUCAGCAGCAACGAUUGAGAGUUGGUGUUGAUUCACAUCCUGGCCCAUGUUUUGAUUUUCAGCCAUUCUAAUGGAUGUGCAGUGGUAGCUCUCACUCUUACUGUAAUUUGCAUGUUCCUGAUGACCAUCAUGUUGAACAUCUUUUAAGAUGCUUCAAAUUUACCAUCUGUGUAUCUUCUUUGAUGACAUGACCAUUCAGAACUUUUGCCUUUUAAAAAUUUUGGUUGCUGAUCAGAGUUGGCUGUUAAUAAUUGCUUUAAGAAUUCUUUGUAGGUAUUGAGUAUCAGUCCUUAAUCAGAUAGGUGUUUUUGCAAAUAUUUUCUCCCAGUCUGUGGUAUGUCUUUUUGUUCUCUUAAUAAGGUCUUUUGCAGAACAGACAUGUUUCCAAUUUUAAUAAAGACUGAUUUUUUUUCAUUGAUCAUGCUUUUGGUUUUUGUAUUUAAAAACUCAUAAACACAAAGUAACUUAGGUUUUCUCCUUAUAUUUCCUAAAAGUUUUAUAGUUUUAUAGUACAUGUUUAGUAUAUACUAUAUAUUUAUAUAGAUAGUAAAUAUGUAUCUGUAUAUGUAUAUAUAUGUAUACAAACACAUAAUAAGUGUAUAUAUGUAUAUGUAUAUAUGAAUAGAGUAGGUCUUGAAGUCUGGUAUUGUCUUCCAGCUUUUCCUUCUGAAUUGUGUGUGUUGUUCGUGGUCUUUUGCCUUUGCAUAUAAAAUUUAUUUCUAUUUUUAAUGUUUAUUUAUUUUUGAGAGAGAGCGACAGCACAUAGGAGGUGUAGAGAGAGAGGGAGACAGAUGAUCUGAAGCAGGCUCUGUGCUGAAACCAGAGAGCCCGAUGUGGGGCUCAAACUCGUGAACCAUGAGAUCAUGACCUGAGCUGAAGUCAGAAGCUUAACUGACUGAGCUACCCAGGCACCCCUCCCUAUAAAGUUUAGAAUCGUUUUGUCGAUAUCCACAAAAUAGCUUCCUUGGACUUUUGUAGGAUUCCAUUGAAUCUACAGAUGUAGUUGGGAAGAUUUGACAUCUCAAAAUAUUGAGUCUUCCUGUCCACAUACAUGGAAUAUCUCUUCAUUUAUUCAGAUUUUUUAUUUCUUUUAUCAGAAUUUUUUGUAGUUUUCCUUAUAUAGAUCCCUGUGCAUCUUUUUCUGGAUUUAUACCCACUAUUUUUCCUUGUUUGGUGCUAAUGUAAAUAGUAUUUAUUGUUCUCAGUUUCAAAUUCCUAUUGUUCAUUGCUGGUAUGUGAGAAAGCAAUUAACUUUUAUAUAUUUACCUUUUAUCCUGCAACCUUGCUAUAAUUGCUCAUUAGAGCUAGAAGGGUUUAUUGUGGUGGUGGUUAGAAUUUUAGAAUUUUCUACAUAGAUAUAUCACCUGCAGAUAGAGUUGUCUUCCUUCUUGAUCUGUACACUUUAAAAUUUGUCUUUUUUUUUUUAUGGAAUGCUUUUUGAAUUUGUGUGUUAUCUUUGCACAAGGGCAGUGCUGAUCUUCUCUGUUGUUCCAGUUAAAAUGUUCUUUUUUAUUUGCCUAUUGCAAUAAUUAGGACUUUGAUUACAGUGUUGAAUAGGAGUGGUGAAAGGGGACAUCCUUUCAUUGUUCCUGAUGUUAGGAAGGAAAGCAUCUAAUUUCUUACUAUUAAAUAAGAUGUUUAGCUGUAGGUUCUGGUAGAUUAUUAUCAUGUUAAAAGAGUUCCCCUCUAUCCCUAGUUUCCUGAGAGUUUUUAUUUUGAAUGGGUAAUUGAUUUUGUCAAAGGCUGUUUGUGCAUAUAUUAAAAUGGUCAUAUGGUUUUUCUUCUUGGGCCUGUUUGGCCAGUUAAUGAUAACAUACAGUAAUAGAUGUUCAAAUGUUGAACCAGCUUGCAUACCUGAGAUAAAUUUCACUUGUUAUAUAGUUCUUUGUGGAUUCAAUUUGCUAAUACAUUGUUGAGGGAUUUUGCAUCGAUGUUCAUGAAAGAGAUAUUAGUAGUUUUCUUUUCUUGUGAUGUCUGUCUGGUUUUGGUCUGUCUGGUAUGCUGGCUUCAUCAAGUGGGUUAGCAAGUGUACCUUCUGAUUCUGUAUCCUGGUUUCAAUUAUAGAGAACUGGUAUCAUUUCUUCCUUAAAUGUUUGGUAGAAAUCAUCACUGAAUUCAUCUGGGCCUGAUGCCUUCUGAUUUGGAAGAUAAUUAAUUAUUGAUUACAUUUGUUUAAUAGAUACAGACCUAUUCAGAUGAUCUGUUUCUCCUAUGUGAAUUUUGGUAGACUGUGUUUUAAGGAUUGGUCCGUUUCAUCUGAGUUAUCAAGUUUGUGGGCAUAGAGUUCACAGUACUCCUAUAUUUUCCAUUCACUGUUCAUGGGAUUAAUAAUGAUGAUACUUCCUUCAUUUCUGAUAUUAAUUUCUGACUUCACUUUUUUUUUCUUGGUUAGCUUAGCUAGAGUUUAAUCAAUUUUAUUGACCUUUUCAAAGAAUCAGUUUCAUUAAUACUUAUUUUCAAUUUUUUAAAAUCUGAAUUCCAGUUAGUUAACAUAUAAUGUAAUAUUGUUUUCAGUGAUUCAUCACUUACAUAUAUAGCACCUGGUGCUCAACAUGACUAGGGGCCCUCCUUAGUACCCAUCACCCAUUUAGCCCAUCUCCCAAUCACCCCCUCCAUCAACCUUAAGUUCUCUAUCAAAAAGAGUCUCUUAUGGUUUCUCUCUUUAUCUCUUUUUUCCCCUUCCCAUACGUUCAUCUGGUUUUUUUCUGAAAUUAUACAUAGGAGUGAAAUCAUAUGGUAUUUUUCUCUGCCUGACUUAUUUCCCUUAUCAUAAUACACUCUAGCUCCAUCCACGUCAUGGCAGUUUCAUUGAUACCCUUUAUUGGAUUACUGUUUUCAAUUUUAAUGAUUUCUGCUCUAACUUCUUUUCUGCUUCCUUUAAGUUUAUAAUGCUGUUCUUUCUUUACUUUCCUAAGAUGGAAGCUAAAUGGUUGGUUUUAGGGCUUCUUUUCAAAUAUGUACUUUGACUGCUAUAAAUUUCCCUGUAAACAUUGCUUUUUGUACAUCCCCCAAAUUUUAGUAAGUUUUAUAUUGGUUUCAUUUAGUAAAAAAAAUACUUUAAAGUUUCUCCUGAUAUUUGACUCAUGUCAGAUAUCCUGUGCGCCCCAAUCUUCAUGUAUUUUGAAAUUUUCCCACUAUCUUUUAUUGAUCUGCAGGGUUUUUUUUUUUAAUGUUUAUUUAUUUUGAGAGAGAAGGAAUGAGUGGAGGAGUGGCAGAGAGAGAGCGAGAGAGAGAAAAUCCCAAGCAGGCUCUGGCCAUCAGCACAGAGCCUGACAUGGGGCUCGAACUCAUGAACUGUGAGAUCAUGCAUGACCUGAGCCAAAACCAGAAGUCAGACACUUAACCAACUGAGCCACCCAGUGACCCCUUUGAUCUCCAUUUUAAUUUUGUUGCAGUCUUAAGAGCACAUACAAAUUUUUGUCUUUUUUUAAGUUGAAGUAUAAAUAACAUACAGUAUUAGUUUCAGGUAUACCAUAUAAUGAUUCAAGAAUUCUAUACAUUACUCAGUGCUCAUCAUGACAAGUGUACUCUAAUAAUCACUUUAAAUGUGAAUUUAAAGCCAAUUAAAAGAUAGACACUCUUGGAGUGGAGAGCACAUUUGUAUGAUUUUUAAUCUUUUAAAUUUGUUAAAGGUGUGUUUUAAGGUACAGAAUGUGAUCUGUCUUGGUGAAUGGUCCAUGUGGGCUUCAGAAGAAUGUGAAUAGCCUUGUUGGUUAAAAUAAUCUAUAGAUGUCAGUUUUCUAAUUUUCUGUAUGUUAGAUCUGUCAGUUGCUAAUACAGGAGUGUAGAAGUCUCCAGCUAUAGUAGUGAUUUAGUCUAUUUCUCCUUGUAGUCUUACCAGUUUUUGCUCACAGAUUUUGACACACUUUUGUCAGUGCAUACAUAUUAAGGAUUAUUAUGUCUUUGACCCCUUUAUCAUUAUGCAUUCUGUCUUUUUAUCCCUACUUAGCUUAAUCUAAAGUCUGCUUUGUUUGAAAUCAAUGUAGCUGCUCCAGCUUUCUUCUUCUUCUUCUUCUUUUUUUUUUUAAGUUUAUUUAUUUUGAGAGAGAGAUAAAGAGAGAAUCCCUAGCAGGCUUCACACUCAGCAUGGGGCCUGAUGUGGGGCUUGAUCCCACUAACCGUGAGAUCAUGACCUAAGCCGAAAUCAAGAGUCGAAUGCUUAACUGACUGAACCGUCCAGGUGCCCCUCUUUCUUCUUUUUUAAUGUAAGCAUUUAUAACUAUAAGUUUUUCCCUCAACACUGCUUUUGCUGCAUCUCAUAGGUUUUGGUAUGUUGUGUUUUCAUUUUUAUUCCUGAGUGUUUUCUAAUUUUCCUCAUGAUUUAAGAGUGUGUUGUUCAAUUUCCACUAAUUUGUGAGUUUUCCAGUUUCUUUGUUACUAAUUUCUUUAUCUGUUAUGGUCAGAGAAAAAUUUUUUUAAUCUUUUUAAAUCUGUUGGACUUAAUUUGCAUGAACAUAUGGCCCAUCCUGGAGAAUAUCCCACGUGUAUCUGAGAAGAAUGUGUAUUCUUUUAUUGGGUAGAGUGUUCUGUAUAAUACAUCUGUUAGAUCUAGUUGGUUUAUUGUGUUAUUGAAGAUGUUUCCUUACCUGCUUUCUGAUUCUUUGAUUGGUUAUUGAGAGUGGGAUAUUGAAGUCUCCACCUGUUACUAUGAAAUUAUUUCUUCCUUCAAUGUUGGCUUCAUAUGUUUGAUCAUCUUAUUAAGUACAUAAAUAUUUAUAAUUGUUUUAUCUUCUUGCUGUAUUGAACUUUUUGGUAGUAUAUAUUGUCAUUUGUCUCUUGCAGUCCGUUUUGAUUUAAAAUCUUUUUUGUCUGGGGUGCUUGGGUGACUAGUCACUUGAGUGUCCAACUGCUCAGGUCAUGGUCUUGUUCAUGAGUUUGAGCCCCACAUCAGGCUCACUGCUGUCAGUGCAGAGCCUAUUUUGGAUCCUCUGUCCACCUCCCACCCCUCCCCUACUUAGGCUCGCUGUCUCACUCUCAAAAAUAAACAUUAAAAAAUAAAAUAAAUUCACACAAAAAUAAGAUCUUUUUUGCCUGAUAAUAGUAUAGGAGGUUUACAGAUUUUAACAAUAAGUGUGUUAGGCUACAUGAGCCAUGUUUUUGGUCUGUGUUACCUAUUCUUUCAUUUAUUAAGCCAUUUUUCACUCUGGGGCUGUCCAAAAAUAAGCCUGAGGUAGGCUGCUAAUCCCUGCUGUAUCUUGAACAGACUUUUAAAAUGGUAAUGAAUUUAUUCAUCCUUUUCUUUACGGUUAGUGCUUUUGUCUUGCUCAAGAAUUCUUUCCUUAAUCUGAGAUUUUGAAGAUAUAUAUUACAUCCUAAAAGCAUUAUUGUUCUGCCCUCACAUUUAGGUCUAUAAUCCUACAACUGAUGUGUCAGCCAGAAGUUUUAUUUUACCUCCCUUCCCCAAUGUCUUUACCAUGUAUACUAAGCAUAAGGGGCAGAGAGAGAGAGUGAGAGAGACAGGACAGACAGAAUCUGAAGCAGGCUCCAGGCUCUGAGUUGUCACCAUAGAGCCUGACGUAGGGCUCGAACCCAUGAACCGCAAGAUCAUGACUUGAGCCAGAGUCAGACACUCAACCGACUGAGCCACCCAGGCACCACUCUAAGCAUAAUUUUUGAUGUUGCCAUUUUUCCUUGGUGUUGUAAACUUCUACUUUGAUAAAUUAUGUGACUUCAUAUAUAUUGGUUUGUUUCUGGGAUUUCUGUUCUGUUUUUUUGUUUGUUUUUUAAUCUGUCUAUCCCUGUACCAAUCACUGUUUUAAUUUCUCUAGUUUCAGAAACCAUCUGAAUUUCUGGUAGUGCAAGUUCCACCACUUCUUCCUUGGUGAUUGUCUUGCCUGUUCUUGGCCCGGAUAGCAUUUUUGCAAGGAGAAAGAAAAGGACAAGAAAACUUGAAGAAGGAUUUAGUAAGAAGAAUAAAGAUGUUAGAGUAUGCAUUAAAACAAGAAAGGGCAAAAUAUCACAAAUUAAAAUAUGGCACAGAACUGAACCAAGGUGAUUUGAAAAUGCCAACCUUUGAAUCAGAAGAAACCAAAGACACAGAAGCUCCCACAGCACCUCAGAAUAGCCAGUUAACGUGGAAGCAAGGCAGACAACUGUUAAGACAAUAUCUUCAGGAAGUAGGUUACACAGAUACAAUAUUAGAUGUCCGAUCUCAGCGGGUAAGGUCAUUACUUGGACUAUCCAGUUCAGAACCAAAUGGAUCGGUAGAAACAAAGAACUUAGAACAGAUCCUGAAUGGAGGUGAAUCUCCUAAGCAAAAAGGACAAGAAAUCAAAAGGCCCUCUGGUGAUGUUCUUGAGACAUUCAAUUUUUUAGAAAAUGCUGAUGACAGUGAUGAAGAAGAGGAAAAUGACAUGAUUGAAGGUAUCCCAGAAGGAAAAGAUAAACAUCGGAUGAAUAAACACAAAAUAGGUAAUGAAGGUUUAGCUGCUGACCUAACUGAUGAUCCUGAUACUGAGGAAGCACUGAAAGAAUUUGAUUUUUUAGUGACUGCUGAAGAUGGUGAAGGAGCUGGAGAAGCACGGAGUUCAGGGGAUGGCACAGAAUGGGAUAAAGAUGACCUCUCCCCACCUACUGAGGUUUGGGAUGUAGACCAGGGGCUAAUAAGUAAACUGAAGGAACAGUACAAGAAGGAACGAAAGGGGAAGAAAGGGGUGAAGACUGAACCAAUAACGUUUCCAUCUGGAGGAGGCAAGUCAUUUAUUAUGGGUUCUGAUGAUGUUUUGUUAAGUGUACUGGGCCUUGGAGACCUUGCAGACUUGACGGUAACAAAUGAUGCAGACUAUAGUUAUGAUUUGCCUGCCAAUAAAGAUGCCUUUCGAAAGACAUGGAAUCCCAAGUAUACACUACGUAGCCAUUUCGAUGGAGUACGGGCAUUAGCUUUUCAUCCUGUAGAACCUGUGCUGGUUACUGCCUCUGAGGACCAUACUCUGAAACUUUGGAACUUGCAAAAAACAGUUCCUGCCAAAAAGAGUGCCUCUUUAGAUGUAGAGCCUAUCUACACAUUUAGGGCCCACAUUGGUCCUGUUCUAUCACUAGCUAUUAGUUCUAAUGGAGAACAGUGUUUUAGUGGUGGUAUAGAUGCAACCAUCCAGUGGUGGAAUAUGCCUAGCCCUAACGUGGAUCCAUAUGAUACAUAUGAGCCAAAUGUUCUAGCUGGCACUUUAGUUGCACAUACAGAUGCUGUCUGGGGUCUUGCUUAUAGUGGCAUAAAAAAUCAAUUACUGUCUUGUUCAGCAGAUGGCACUAUUAGGUUAUGGAAUCCACAAGAAAAAUUGCCAUGUAUUUGCACUUACAAUGGAGACAAGGAGCAUGGAAUCCCUACAUCAGUUGACUUUAUAGGCUGUGAUCCAGCUCAUAUGGUGACCUCUUUCAACACUGGUAGUACAGUAAUUUAUGAUUUAGAAACAUCACAAUCAUUGGUGAUGCUUUCCUCACAGAUAGAUUCUGGUUUACAAUCCAAUAAUCACAUUAACAGAGUAGUAAGUCAUCCCACACUUCCUGUUACAAUAACUGCUCAUGAAGAUAGACACAUCAAAUUUUUUGAUAAUAAAACGGGUAAAAUGAUCCAUUCUAUGGUAGCUCAUUUGGAUGCUGUUACAAGUCUAGCAGUAGAUCCUAAUGGAAUCUAUUUGAUGUCUGGAAGCCAUGACUGUUCUAUUAGAUUAUGGAAUUUGGACAGCAAGACAUGUGUACAAGAAAUAACAGCACAUAGGAAGAAAUUAGAUGAAUCAAUUUAUGAUGUUGCUUUCCAUCCAUCAAAAGCAUAUAUUGCCAGUGCAGGGGCUGAUGCCCUUGCCAAAGUAUUUGUGUGAAUCGGCAAAAAUCACAUCGUCAACAACAGAUUUGCUUGGACAGAAAGAGGGUCUGCAUCACUGCCAUCAACAAGGUUACUGAUAUGACACUACAUGUGAUCUGCCUGGAGAAGGCUAUUCGAGGCAGGCAUAAAUUGGUGGAAAUCACAUCUUAAUGUCAGGCUCAUUAAUUUAAUUGUAAUUACUGUAUUUCGUGGGACAAAUAAAAAGGACUCCAUUAUUUGUGGCCUGUACUGGAUAUGAACUGAGCGUAUGUCUGUUUUUUAGGUAUCUUUAAGCCAAUGUGGAGUCUGAUCUUAAAAAGACUUUUAUUUUGGACUCUGUGUGCUGCCUUAGGGUUAGGAAUGUGGUGCUCUUGUUGGGGGAAAGUGAGCUCCAAGAGUAGCUUUUUUUCAUCUCUUAGUGAUUUUCUGUUUAUCAGUUGAAUGCCACAGAUUCCCUUUUAAACUUAUUUUGCUUUAAAAAAAAAAAAAAAAGAAAAUUUAACUUAAAAUAUUUUAGCAUUAGUUGCACAAAAUGUUUGGAUAAAAUUCUAGUUUUUAUAAGUCUUUUUAUAUAUUUAGCCUGUCACAACAGUGCUCAAGAUUGUAUUGAAGUUUUUCUGCAUUAUACAACCCUAAAACACAGAGAUCUCACUGACCCGCUGCCGUGUAACCACACUUUUUCCUUCUUUUGCCUAAUACAGCUCAGCUAAGUCCUUCCAUAAAGAUGCUAAAUCACCUUCAUCAUCACAUAAUUGUUUUCAUAUAAACCAAGGACUAUUAAGUGUAUUAAAAAUGAAACAGUGGGGUUUAGUACUCCAGAUGAACUCUUUAAAAAAAAAAAUGAACUAAUCUUGGCAUCCUAUCACUAUGUGAUAUUUUGUACAUCUUACUGUAUUUACAAGUUUAUUUAUCAAGGAUUAUCCAUCUUGCUAAUAGCCUAUUAUUUAUUUCACUUUUUGUUGGUCUUUAUAUCCUUUUAUUAAUGUGCUAAAGGAACCUGUAUAUCUAUUUUGGAACUCUUUGAAUAGUCUAAAAUAGACUAAAAAUGGAAUAUUUUAUAGUUUAAGUUACAAACCAAGGUGAUUUCCCCCAGAUGCAUAUCUUGGUUUACCAUGAUUCCAAACAAAACUAUCUUGUUUAAAAAUAUUUGGGGUAAAAUUGUAUUUGCAUUACAAAUAGGAUACAAAAAUAGUUGAAUCAGGUUACAGAAAUCUGUGUUUGGACUAGUUAUCCCAUUUUAUUUUUUCAGAUGUGCUUAAUUUUAUGGUGUAACUAAAGAUUUUGUUUGUGUAAUGCAUGAUUAAGACAAUAAAGUAUUUUUUCUAGUCUUCCAAAAACUUUUCUGAUCAGUUUGCGAGUUUUGAUGAGUUUUGUAAGGUUUUUGUUUUACAAACUAUGAAUCAGCAAAUUUUUAAGAUUGUACCACAUAGCAAACGUACACCUGUUGAAAAAUAAUGUAUAUAAAAUGCAUAUAAUAAAUAUUAAAUUGUGUACCUGUA